GCCGGUCUAGGCUGAAUCGGUAAUGUAACCAACCACGCCCUAAACGAGCAGGCGGAAAGGGUGGUUCAGUUGCGUUCGCUCGAUUGAUCCAAAAAAAAAAAGUUGCGUUCGCUCGAUCGAGCAGCAGGGAAACAAGCCAUGGAGAGCUCGCCGCCCACCAUCACCGUCCAGGUGAAGUUCGCCGGCCGAACCAUUCCGGUGGAACUCCCGACAUCCGCCUCCACCGCGGAGCUGAAGCUCCUCCUCCAGCCGCUAACCAACGUUCUUCCCCGCGGCCAGAAACUCAUCUGCAAAGGAAAAGUUCUUGCCGACGCCGCGAGUCUGAGCUCGAUGCAGGUUGGGGACAGAUCCAAGGUCAUGCUCAUCGCUUCGCAGGGUCUUCAUCAGGGGGAAGGCCCCAUCACUAAGAAUAGCAGUGGUCUUGCAGCAAGUGCAAAAAGAACCUCAAAUGUUAAGGAUAAUCAAACACUAAAACCGGAGAUUAUCAGCAAAAGCCGAGCGGAGCGUUGGAAAAUAACAGGUGUCAUUGCUUUAUCUGGUUCCAGCUUGAAGGCAGUGCCUGAGGAAGUCUGGGACUGUGGCUCCUCCAUACGAGUACUAGAUGUCUGUAACAACUCAAUUGAAGCAAUUCCACAGAAAAUUGCUGCCCUUAAAUCAUUAAAUAAAUUGUUGCUAACCGCCAAUGACAUAUCUGAUGGGGGCAUCAGCUGGGAAGGUCUAUCAUGUGUUGAUACAUUAACAGUUUUAUCUUUAAGCCAAAAUCGAUUGGUCACUUUACCUCCGAGUUUGGGCACAUUGACUUUUCUACGUGAACUUCGCAUUGCAAAUAACAUGCUUGGCAGCCUACCUGUUGAAAUAGGUUUGCUGAAGCAGCUAGAGAUUCUUAUAGCAAAUAAUAAUAGGAUAACUUCGCUGCCUUCCUCUAUAGGCGAUUGUGAAUCUCUCUUUGAGGUGGACUUAUCAUCAAAUCUUUUAGCCGAACUACCAAAGGCUUGCGGAAACCUUCACAAUCUGAAGACUCUGCAUCUAAGGAACAAUGGCCUUAAUUCCCUACCGCCAACUUUAUUCAAGAAGUGCUGGCGGCUUACUACACUUGAUCUCCAUGGCACUGGAAUCACAAAUGACAUUCUUCGACAGAUGGAGGGCUGGGAGGAGUUUGAUGAACGUAGGCGGCAGAAGUAUCAAAAGCAGCUGGAUUUUCGUGUGGGAUCAUCAGGUGUUUUCGACGAGGGUGCGGAUGAUGAUAACCGGCAUGCAUAAGUGUUUCUUAUUACAGACAGGGUUUUGCGCUUCCAAUAUUGUCCCAGAAUUAUUCUAGAAUUGAACACAGACACGGAGCUGAUAUUAUUCCUCACAUUUUGGUUGUGUAUUUGUUUAUUCCUCUCAUUUCAUUACAUUUUAGUGCCAAGUGAUGAAAAGUGGUGGCUACCUGUUAAACAUUAUCAGAGCAUUUGCAUCCCCAGCAUUCAUAACU
Molecule: messenger RNA, 1474 nt
Organism: Triticum dicoccoides
Lineage: Eukaryota; Viridiplantae; Streptophyta; Magnoliopsida; Poales; Poaceae
Product: plant intracellular Ras-group-related LRR protein 8-like
Exons: 10
Coding region: 139-1260 (373 amino acids)
Cellular component (GO): cytoplasm
Molecular function (GO): protein binding
Source: RefSeq, a predicted model, not a curated record